GCAGAGAAGGGCUUGUUGCUCGUCCGGCUUCAACGCUGAGUUACAGAAAAAGGGAAAUAAAGCUUCUUCUUUCGUGGAAUUAACUUUAUGUUUUAAAUUAAGUUUUUUUUUUUUUUUUUUUUUUUUUUAAAGAAAAAACAGACGAGUCGCCUUAAUUGACUACACUGUUUUAUUGUUAUAGCUUCUGUUUUUGAAGCGCCGCGAGCCCCGCCGCUCGGAGACGCCGGGACGCAGCGCUGUUGAAAGGGAGCCCCCGUGUUGGCAUGGGCCUGGAGCAGACAGCGGCAAGCAGGGAAUGACCGCAGUUUGCAGCAGCACCGCCACUGCCGCCGCCUUCAGAUAACGCCUAACCUGGAGCAGCUCCGCCGCUGCAUUCCAUGCUCCUGCGCUGGGCUUAGGAGAGGCUGAAAGGAGCUACAGGACUCGGGUGAGCGAGAUCGCGGACGGAAAGUGCCUUGUCAGACCGCGUCCCUGCUUGAAGCUGCUCCCGGGCCUUUCCUGAUACCUCAAGUGCAGCUCCACGGCCGAAAGACGGAAGCGCCCACAGAAGCACAGAGGGAAAGAAAGGGCUUAAUCCAUACCAGCAAGUCUCACGCAUAUUAUUAAUAUUAAUAUUGUACCACGGGCUGCCGUAGCCUAGUCGCAGCAGGAGCUCAAGUGUCCGCCGCUGGAAAGACGAGAAAGACGAGGGCGCCCGGUUGCUCGGUCAACGUUCAGGCCAAGGCAUCUCUGAUCAUGUCCUUUCGUGCUGUCAGAGGCCUGCUGCUGGAACACGCCAAUUGAUGAGUGACUGCUCACUGAUACAUAGCGCUCUCUGUCCCCGCACCCCCACCACGCCGCUGCUUCGUGGGCGUUUCGCCGAGCUCCCUGUUUCUGAUAUUUUUUGGGAAGGAACAACUGAAAGAACAGACAAAGAAGAACGGGACGGCCUGAGCCGAAGUUUCUGACCGCGUCGUGAGCCCUCAUGCGUGCCGCUUUCAGGCGUGCUUUUUGAGCCAGCAGAAACACACACCCGCGCUCGGUCCCCUCCCAACCCUUAGGGCUUCCCCCGAAACACUUUUGAUAUGGCUUUAAAUAUCGCUUCGAUAAGAGACACGAAAUGGCUGACCCUGGAAGUGUGCCGGCAGUUUCAGAGGGGGACGUGUUCUCGGAGUGACGAGGAAUGCAAAUUUGCACACCCACCCAAGAGCUGCCAGGUGGAAAACGGAAGAGUUAUUGCCUGCUUCGACUCCCUAAAGGGUCGAUGCACGAGAGAGAACUGCAAAUACCUUCACCCACCAGCACACUUAAAGACCCAGCUAGAAAUAAACGGGCGCAACAACCUCAUCCAGCAGAAGACGGCGGCUGCAAUGCUGGCACAGCAGAUGCAGUUCAUGCUGCCAGGCACGACCAUGCAGCCUGUCCCCACAUUUCCUGUAACCCAAGGUCUAGGAACAAGCCCAGGCAUUAGCUAUACCCCGUACCUGACCCCUAUGACCCACGGAAUGGGCCUUGUUCCAACGGAGAUGCUGCCCACCACCCCAGUGAUCGUCCCCGGAAGCCCACCCGUCACGGUGCAGGGCUCCUCCUCCACACAGAAGCUGCUGAGGGCUGACAAACUCGAGGUGUGUCGGGAGUUCCAGCGGGGCAACUGUGCACGGGGAGAGACGGACUGCCGAUUUGCACACCCCAGCGACAGCCCCAUGAUCGACACGAGCGACAACACAGUCACCGUCUGCAUGGACUACAUCAAGAGCCGCUGCUCACGGGAGAAGUGCAAGUACUUCCACCCACCAGCGCACCUGCAGGCCAAGAUCAAGGCCGCCCAGCACCAGGCCAGCCAGAAUGCCGUGGCUGCGCAGGCCGCCGCCGCUGCCGCCAUGACUCAGUCGACUGCCAAAGCAAUGAAGCGACCCCUCGAGGCAACUGUAGAUCUGGCCUUCCCGCACGGUGUCCUGCAGCCCCUACCAAAGAGGCCUGCCCUGGAGAAGAGCAAUGGCGCCAGCGCACUCUUCAACCCCAGCGUUUUGCACUACCAACAGGCCCUGGCCAGCACACAGCUCCAGCAACCCGCCACCUUCUUUCCCACAGAUCAUCCUGAAGUAACCAACAGGAAAGGAGUGGAGUAUCCGGAUGCUGCAGUAAGAAGCCCAAAACAGCUCUUCUGUAAAUACUACGUUCCAUCUCCAUUAGAACUUCAGCAAACUGCAUGCUAAGAGUAUAACAAUUAAGGAUGAAUCAUUAACUAUAACAUUGAGUGCUGUUGUAAUAUAUACAAAAAUAUGUAUAUGUAUUGCUAGGAAAAAUAUUGACAUGUAAAUGACACAAUCAAAAAAAAAGAUGUACAUACACUAAAUAGAUGAAAUUUCAUUUAAGUGAUUGUUUGCAGAUGUUCUGUAAGUACGAUAUGGGUUACUUUUCCUUCUGGAUAUGAUUUUUAAAACUCUGCACAAAGUUCACCCCUGAAAAACACCUGAUUUGCACUGUCGGAAAAGAAAAAGCGCUUGCUGUUAAGCACCGGAUUGUUUGAAACGGGAGAAGAACGAAAGAACGGCCCCUGGUGGAGAUGUCCCAGACCUUUGUUCAUUGCACUUGGCGUGAGUCAAGCUCAGAGGAUUGCUUACUUUUUAAAAACCAGUUGCUUCAAAACUCGAAUGUCAUAGAUAUUCUGGUAUGUGUCUGGCGGUUGGCUGCUUCAUCAGUGUCAACGCUCCCCCUCCUGACUCCCCGUCGCUCCCGUGAGACAGAAGGUGUCUUGGGGUACGCCUGCUCGGCGGUGCUGCGCUACAGCUGGCAGCCACUGGAAGGCGCACUGCCAGACACGAGCAUUGUGACGAAGGAACAAAUCACUAUUUUGGCCUAUGUCCCAGCUCUAGAAGAGCAAAUACAUGAGCCAAAAACAUGUAUUUGUGUAUAUUUAUUUAUAGAACUGCUCAUUUUUGUUUAGCUUUAGAGGAGGCAAUGGUAUUUUAGCCAGCAGCCAUCCGGCAGCAGAUUGCCUCCAGUACAGUGCCAAGGGCCUUGCCAGGCCCAGAGCACCGCCAUCAAUGUCUGCAGGAAGGCCGGAUUCGAAACGCCGUGAACCAGCAGACUUGAGGCACCAGUGUGUGGCGAGCAGUCGCCGGUGCAGCCGCCCUGCAGAAGGGCCCGGUCAUGGUCAAGGGUGGGUGGGACGCCACGGAGGGGAGGCCAGCGAUGUAAACUAAAGGCCUGACUCAACCAGAGGUGCGUUGCACGAGUCUUACCGAACACUCACGUCCGGGGCCGUUGGGUCCGAGGUGUCGACGACUCUAGAGUCACUGCUGUGCUCCCUUUGAUAAUCCCGCUUCGUUUGACAAAAAGCGUAGAAGUGCCUAAAACAUUUCACAUAACAAGCAUGUCGAGAAGACGAUUUCCCAAGAAUGUGUGGAAGUGAGCGCAAAGGAUUGUCCCAAAUAUCGUAAGGUUGAAUAAAAGGAACAGUGUACAGCACACGUCACACUUUUUUCAGUUUCUCAGUGUUAAGGUACACUGGUUGACCUUCGAGUUCACUACCAAGACAACAGUACUACUUACAGCUUUCAAUAAGAAACGAAUCAAGGCAACUUGGGCCGAAUGUUCCACGUUCCUUCAAGAUGUAACGUGUGCUUGGAAGUAGUUUACAUUGCAUAAAUGACUGAUAAUGAGUGCGAGUGCAGGAAAUGUAUAGUUAUGCAUUCAAUGUUUGUAACACAUUUUGUCUGUUAAGGUUUAAACUGUCAUUGCAAUGUAUUCAGAAUGAACGUAGCCUAUUUGUGUAUUGACCAUCGAGACACUUCAUUUCAGCGUAUCACAAAUAAGUCUGUUUGAAUGAUCUGGCAUAGUCUCACAUGUAAUUACAUUGUGUAGUUCAACUACCAUAUUAUCACCUAAUAUAUUUUGUAAAUCUUUGGAAGUGUAUUUUAAUUUUACAUCACAUUCAGUGCUGUUUAAGACUAAUAACUGCAUACAGCCUUUAUAUUCCCUGUUUUCUUUUCUCGGAGUGUGUGUAUAUGUAGAAGAUCCUAUGAGAAUCAUGAUAUAUUUUCAUGGUGCUUAAUUAACACAGACAAUCCACGGUGAGACUCCCUUAGUUCAGCAUGAAUAAGGCACUAUCCU
This is a messenger RNA of Scleropages formosus (Asian bonytongue), 4095 nucleotides long. It is a transcript of the gene mbnl2, whose product is annotated as muscleblind-like splicing regulator 2. NCBI's taxonomy places the organism in Eukaryota, Metazoa, Chordata, Actinopteri, Osteoglossiformes, Osteoglossidae. Gene Ontology annotation, molecular function: metal ion binding; RNA binding. Gene Ontology annotation, cellular component: nucleoplasm; cytoplasm. The record is from RefSeq and is a predicted model, not a curated record. The coding region runs from base 1065 to 2195 and encodes 376 amino acids. The transcript has 9 exons. Gene Ontology annotation, biological process: regulation of RNA splicing.